Messenger RNA from Ciona intestinalis (vase tunicate), 1352 nucleotides. The record is from RefSeq and is a predicted model, not a curated record. Lineage: Eukaryota; Metazoa; Chordata; Ascidiacea; Phlebobranchia; Cionidae.
UCGCAAACCAACUAUGAUAGUUUCAUACGCUGGUAUGUUGGGCUGCAUGUUCGGUGUCACUUACAGUACUUCUGUUGAAAUGUACAUGGCGUUUCGUGCUGGCACCGCAGCGUUUCAGUAUGGAUCAGCGAUUGGGACAUUUGUUUAUAUAAUGGAGAUAUGUGGGUACAAAUGGAGAGCUAUAUUCGGACUGACGUACCAGUGCUUUUAUAGCAUCGGGUAUAUGAGUUUAUCUGGCGUUGCUUAUAACUGGAGAGAUUGGCAUGAAACUAUGUUUGUAUGCACAAUAUUGAGUCUUCCUUUUUUACUGUUUGCCAUGAUAAUUCCUGAGUCACCACGAUGGCUUUUCACCAAAGGAAAAGAUGGGCCCGCGACCAAGACAACAUUAAGAAUGGCAAAGUUUAAUGGGGUUCGUUUAACUGAAGAAGAUUGGCAACGAGCAGAUGUCGCAGAUGAAAAAAUACAACCUGACGAGAAUUUCAACGAACGAAAAUAUUCUUCAAUUGAUUUGUUUAAACAUCCAGGUAUUCGAUUGACGACAGUUAAAAUCAUGUUUAACUGGUUCGUCAACAGCUUUGUGUUUUAUGGCAUCUCGUUGAAUGCUGGAGCAUUGGCUGGUGACAUUUUUGUUAACAACACUCUAAACGGUGUCAUGGGAAUGGGAUCUAAUAUAUUCUGCAUGCUGGUGAUGGAUAAAAUAGGUAGAAGAUUAUUGCUUACUCUCAUGCUCUUACUCGCUGGUUGUGGCCUCUUGACAAGCGCAAUCAUCAACGAAUUCAAGGGAGAUGACCACGGGUUGGAAACACUUGGUCUCGUUUUCGCUUUUGCUGCAAAAUGUGGAAUAUCCGGUUCGUUCAGUGUUAUCUAUAAUUUUACAGCGGAACUGUAUCCUACUGUGGUCAGGAGCAAUGGUAUCGGCAUGGGGUCACUGAGUGCACGCAUCGGUGGAAUCGUCGCCCCUUUCGUUAUUUCAUUACAAGAUUACGUUUCUUGGCUUCCAAACGUGAUAUUUGGUUCUUUAGGGGUGAUUGCCGGUCUCAGCGCUUUGACAUUCCAAGAAACAAAUGGAGAUACGAUGAUGGAAACAUUAGAAGAAGCAGAAAUAUUUUACAAAACAGGAAAACUACCCAAAGCAAAGUCGCUUGAUAAAGAAAACAAGUCGGGCUUUAACACCGAUUCGUCAUGUGAUCUGAAAGACAUGAAUAUUUUUACUAAGUUGUGAAUUCGUAGUAUUUUUGUCUGCGAUUUAAUUUUUAAAGCCUCAUGAGCAUUAUCGCUUUGGAAUAACAUAUGUUGUGUUUUCGCAUGAGCUAUUACUUUUAUUAUAAGAAUGAAUGAAUGAAUGAAAUUUA